CACUAAACCCAUAUCUUCACAAUUCUACAGCAUCAAUGUCUCAUGACAGUAGGCGUGACCAUCUUUACAAACAUAUCAAAGAAUGGGCGUGUCCUGAUGUCAAUUCUCGUCGAUUGGUUAUACGAUUACGGUGGCUAGACGAGACGCAGAAAGACCGCUUUCCUGCCAACACAUUCCAAGUGGCUCCCGUGUGAAAAAGAGACGCAGCAAAAAGGGAAACGAAGAAGAAGAAGACCGCCCCUCUUUUGACUACUACCUCUUCCUUUUCUCUCUUCAUUUUCAACACACACAUCCCAUCUUUUCCACAGUAGUGGCCACCCCGUUGCUCCUGGACUUCCCAACUGAUGCUCAUACCUUCGUCGUCAUCCAUACCGUCUUCUUUAUCUGCUUCAGCAUCCGAUUCUGAGCCAUCAUCACUGAACGGAAGUGGUAUAAGUGAUCAGAAUAUUCUACCUAAUUAUCAUCUUCAUCAUCAUCUAAUUAACGAGAACGAGAUGGAGGCAGCCAAUUAUGCACAGGUUAUCAAACCAACAUGCGAGGCAUUCCAAGAUUGGCCGCAUACUCCAAUGCUGUAUCAACAACCUCAACUUCAUUUCAUGCUUCCACAACACGAUUGGGCAUAUCCACAUCUUGCUCAAUCUCUACCUCCUCCACAUCAUCUAACACCGUCCACUGCAGCAGUUGCUGCUGCAACAAUUGCCUCACAAAGUUCAAUAAUCAAUCAAACGUCUGUGGUUACAAGUACACCUUCGUGCCAAAUCAAACAGGAAGUUGAACGACCUGAAAUUAUUCAGAGGUUAAUGCCUCCAUGGCCACCAGCUUAUCAAUUUUCUUGUGAUGAUAGUGGAUCAGUGAGUGGAGCUGGUGGACCACAUCAGCCAUUAUCUGAUAUUUCCGAUGAUAGUGAACAGACGUGUCCAGAUGAUUUGGAAGGAUUUGCAAAACAAUUUAAGCAGAGAAGAAUCAAAUUAGGAUACACACAAGCAGAUGUAGGUGUGGCUCUCGGAACACUCUACGGAAAUAUAUUUUCCCAGACAACAAUUUGUCGUUUUGAAGCGCUUCAACUCUCUUUCAAGAAUAUGUGCAAACUAAAGCCACUUCUAUUCAAAUGGCUCGAGGAAGCUGAUUCAACGACUGGCUCGCCCAAUUCUACAUUUGAAAAAAUGACAGGGCAAGCUGGAAGAAAGAGAAAGAAGAGAACAAGCAUUGAGGUCAAUGUAAAAUCUCGUCUUGAAUUCCAUUUCCAGUCGAAUCAGAAGCCAAAUGCACAAGAGAUUACACAAGUUGCCAUGGAGUUGCAGCUUGAGAAAGAGGUUGUCCGUGUCUGGUUCUGCAAUCGUCGUCAAAAAGAGAAGCGAAUAGCUCCAAAUCAAUACGAUGCUCCACAUCCAAUGGCUUUAAACAAUGGAUAUCCAAUGACUGCUGACCUUUUCCCAUAUCAAGCCGUCGUCAAUCAUUAUACUCAACAGAGCCCGAGACAACAAUAGUUUUUUGUGAUGCGUAUUGAUGUAGCAGUAAUAUAAUAAUAAUAAUACUCAAAUGAAUCACCGGUAAUUUAUAAUGACAGAAAGUUUAAUAGUUUUCAAACAUCCUUCUCUGAAGAAGACCAACAGUAUUUCUUUUCCCCUAUUAUUUUUUUUGAUACAAUCCUCUUCACUUCUCACAUCAUUCUGAAAAUGGGUAUUCGUUUUUUACAAUUAUUAAUUAGUUCUAUUGUGUAUCAUUUCUAAAUUAGUUUCCAAACUUUUUAUUUUGUUCGAAUUCAUUUAUUUUAUAAAUAUCUGUACGUUAAAAU
Molecule: messenger RNA, 1795 nt
Organism: Caenorhabditis elegans
Lineage: Eukaryota; Metazoa; Nematoda; Chromadorea; Rhabditida; Rhabditidae
Gene: ceh-6
Product: Homeobox protein ceh-6
Exons: 6
Coding region: 345-1487 (380 amino acids)
Biological process (GO): regulation of DNA-templated transcription; cell differentiation
Cellular component (GO): nucleus
Molecular function (GO): DNA-binding transcription factor activity; DNA binding; DNA-binding transcription factor activity, RNA polymerase II-specific
Source: RefSeq, marked reviewed